UAAGGGACGGGACUAACAGGUCCAAGUGAACAGGUCAGAAACGGCUGAUUCUGACCGCAAAAGAGGCAGCACAGAGCAUAUUCCCUGUCACUCAUCGAGGCGGGGCAGGAAAUAAGUCCCAUCAUCUCAGAGGAACAGGAAUUGGUUGUCUCAAGCCGGAAGUUGACAAUUUCUGGUCCCUCCCAGAACGGAAGUGAACCCCCCAGACCGGAAAUGUGCGAUCCUUUCAACAUGGAGCUGGUUCCACUCAACAGGCUGCUGCAGGGGAAGAGGGUGGUGCUGGCGAGCAGCUCCCCCAGGAGGCGGGACAUCCUGUCCUCCAUGGGACUGCAGUUCGAGGUCGUACCCUCCCACUUCCAGGAGUCCCUGGAGAAGGCGAGAUUUCCGGCUCUGCCCGAAUAUGCCCGGGAGAAAGCAAAGCUGAAGGCUCUGGAGGUGGCAUCGCGGCUGCGCAGGGGCAGAGUGGGCGGGGCCUCUGCAUGGAGCUCCAGCCUCUGCCCACCCCAGCCCCGCCCCUUGCCAGCCACGCCCUGUCCCGCCUUCCCUGGCCCCGCCCAGGCUGAGUGGCCAGCAGCACAGUGUCAUCACCAGUGUGGCCAUCUUGAGGCCACUGUGGCGGAGGCAGCUUCAGGAGCCAAGUUCCAUAUGCCCAGAGGCCCCAGAGGUGGAAGGGGCCCAGAAGCAGAAGUGAAAUUGUCACUGUUCCACGAAGAGACCCGUGUGACAUUCUCGCGGCUAUCGGAGCCACUGCUGUGCGAAUACGUGGAGAGCGGAGAGCCUCUAGACAAGGCUGGCACCUACGGGCUUCAGGCGCGAGGCGGUGCCCUAGCAGAGCGCGUGGAAGGGGAUUUCUUCAAUACUGUGGGGCUUCCACUCAACCGCUGCAUGCGUGAGCUGGCUGCCAUCUUCCCGGAUGUGGGACCACACGUCCCUGUCAGCCAGCGUCCGGCCACACCCCAAUAAUGAGGAUUGUAGAUGGAGAAUGAGUAUGUGACUGUCCGGGCGGGUAUUCUGGUGAGAGAGUUACUGAAGGGGUGGGACUUCUGGUGAGUUUGUGAAGCAGUGACCCAUUUCCCAUG
Messenger RNA from Phodopus roborovskii (desert hamster), 1079 nucleotides. Its product is annotated as probable bifunctional dTTP/UTP pyrophosphatase/methyltransferase protein. The record is from RefSeq and is a predicted model, not a curated record. Gene Ontology annotation, molecular function: nucleoside triphosphate diphosphatase activity. Bases 214 to 963 code for a protein of 249 amino acids. The transcript is spliced from 5 exons. NCBI's taxonomy places the organism in Eukaryota, Metazoa, Chordata, Mammalia, Rodentia, Cricetidae.